AUGGCCGAGCACCAGCUGCUCGACCUGGCCACGUUCGUCCCUCUCCUCGACGCCCAACUCGCAGCCGGCCCAGCCGAGCCCGCCGGUAACCCUGCCAGAUGGGCCCUCGUCAACGCGGUUAUCGCGCUCGCCCUCCGCGCGAAGAUGGCGCCAGGCGCCGAGGCCGAGUUGUCCAUCUAUCAGCGGGCCUUCUACCGGAACGCCACGACGGUGAUGUCCGAGCUGAUCCUGCAGGAGCCGGGCUUGUUGUCGGUGCAGGCGCUGUUGGCGAUGGCCAUGUUUGCGCGUGCUACCUCGGACACCCGGGCUUUUGCCAUGCUGGUCACCAGUGCGCUGCGUCAGCUGGAACUGCUGGUGGCAGCCCAGAAUCAGUCGCCAGCAAACGGAGCGUUCGACAUGGCUAAUCGGGCACAGUUGAUGCAGGCGUACGGCGUCGUCUCCGCCUUUGAGGCGCUCGCGCGGCAGCACGCGCUCCUGAACUCACCCGCCGAUGUCUCAAUCAGCAUCGGCGGCGUGGUCCAGCUUGGCACCUGGAGCGACACUCCCGACAGCAAGUCCGGUCUCUACCACGGAAACGUGUCGUUCAACGGCCAUGUCGCAGACGUAGUCCUCUCGCUCUCGCGCAACGGUAACCGGGGACACUGCCCGGCUGCGGCCUGCAAACAGACGAUCCGGUCUGGCAGUGGUGGCGGCGAGCCGGCCUACAACGAUUGGGGCAUCUGGACGAACCCGGAGCCUACGGCCAACAUCGGCUGCUCGCCGCCCUGCUGGCGCGGUGGAAGCAGCGGCGUUGGCUUUGGAGACGAAUCUCGGACACCUUCACGGGCGGCCAACAAACUGACGCCCACGGCGACGUCCCCGUCGGGCCCAUGCAUCAGCAUCCUGGUGCUGUACAACGAUAACAGCGCGUCGGGCGAGGCGGACUAG
Molecule: messenger RNA, 927 nt
Organism: Thermothielavioides terrestris NRRL 8126
Lineage: Eukaryota; Fungi; Ascomycota; Sordariomycetes; Sordariales; Chaetomiaceae
Product: glycoside hydrolase family 71 protein
Exons: 4
Coding region: 1-927 (308 amino acids)
Source: RefSeq, a predicted model, not a curated record